AUGUCUAGCUUUAGUUUACCUGCUUCUUUAACUCUCGAUUCCACUUCUCCAAUUUCUAGCCCUGUUUCUUCAGAGGUUUUCGAUUCUGUUUCUUCAGAAAUUCCUGAUUCAGUUUCUUCAAUUCCUGAUCUUCCAGAUGAAAAUAUUCAUGAAA
Molecule: messenger RNA, 154 nt
Organism: Dentiscutata heterogama
Lineage: Eukaryota; Fungi; Glomeromycota; Glomeromycetes; Diversisporales; Gigasporaceae
Source: the annotation of a GenBank genome assembly